UGUAAUUAUUUUACAAAUUAUUAAUGUGUACAUCUGUAUUGAUAGUCAAAUCUCGAUUUUAGAAGCCAUUUAAAAUUUUUAACGUUAUCAAUAUAUACAGUGAGACUUAAUGGUAUAAGGUUAUUGACGAACAAGUGAUAUCGACCAGUCUUAAAUACUGUACGAAAUUAAUGCUGUGAAGCAGGAAAGGAUGGGAGUUACGGAUUAAUUAUUACGUGAAGCGUUACACAUUUACGUAACAGGAAUUUUGGGAAGGAUAAGGAUUGAGAAAGGAUGAGGAAAGGACCUGCUCAAUGAGAGUGUAUACAAUAUGUGAGAAAAAUUCGGAUAGACCGGACUGGGAUUCGAACCCAGAGCCUUCCGAUGACAUGUCGGCUGCUCUACCAUCGGGUGCUCGAUGUACGAUAAAUAUGAUACAAAGUCCCCCACGCCUUUUUUUUUUACAAUAAUAUGUACUAGUAUUUUUAAUUCAUUAUUGUUUUAAGCUUAUUUUAAAAAUUAUUUCCUCAAUUUCUUCCAGGUAAAAAUCCUUAAACUGUAUGUUUUGCUCUCUAUCCAAAUAUGUUUUUGAUAUAUCAUCUGUCAAACUUAUCCAUAUUUUCCGUGUUUGAUGUAUUUUAUUUAAUGAGUUACUGACCUUGGCAUAGUUUGGAGUCUUUUUAACUGCUUGGUGUAGAUUUGCAGGUUGGUGUUCGAGUGGAAUUUCAAAAAUCUGCCCAUCAGGUGUGGCCUUUGAGGUUAUGCAUAUGGUGUUUGAUUUCCCAUCUGCUGAUAGUUUCAGAGCAAAAUCAAACCUCAAUUUUUCCAUGUUUUGUGAAAUAUUUGCAUAAAAUGUUGUUUUAUAAUAAUGUUUCACUCUUGGUUAAUUGGUAAAAUUAAACAAAGACGUAAUUGUGUUUCUCUAUUUAACGAAAGAAACAACAUUUAAAGCCCUUAUUUCAGGUUUUUUUCUUCAUAUUUUUACAAAUAUAGAUAAUAUUCUCUUCAAGAAAGUACAGGAAAGCUUCACUAUAAAGAACAUGAAGGGACCAAAAAAUAGUUGAGUUUGUUAUACUGAAGUUCUUUAUACUGAAACAUAAGCAUUGUUAUAAAUAUGUAUACCGAUAAACACAUGAAACACCUUAAGUGUACUAAGGUUCAGUAUCACAGUCAUUAGUCUAUGGCCGCUUGAAGAACCUGUUCACAUACUCUCUGCUGAUGCUUUGUCUAUGGUCAGGAGACACAUUGUAGGCAGAGCUGCCAACCUCAAAUCACACCCAUCAUUAAUGACAAUUAUAUGGAAAAAGUACAUGUAAAUCAUGCACGAUAAAUUUUUCCUGAGGAAUUAUAACACACACAAGAUAAAAUAAGGACAAUAAUAUGCAAAAAAAAAAAAAAUGAAAAAUGUAGGCCUAUGCAUAUGAAUACAAUGAAAAUUAAUGAAUCAAAGAAAAAAAAAAAAACUAUUUGAACAAUACAAUCAUCUGAAUAUGUAAGAAAUGUCAAUAAUUUUACAGGAAAUUUUCAACCUUCAAUUCAAAGUAUGCAAAGUUAUACUUUUGAACAAUUGUCUUUUUAUUUGCUUCUUUUAUCCUGGUUGGAUAAGAACUGUCUUAUAAACAAACAACAGAACUUGUAAACAAUAACUCUGCGUUAGUUACUUUCGUUUCUUCAGAUGUAGCGAAAAAACUACAAUAUGGAUUUAUUGCUCGUCAUGACUAUAAAAUAUUCCGCAUGUUUCUUUAAUUCAAUGUGCCCUCUACAGUCAUCCCUUCCAACGUGUGCAAUCGAAAAGUCACACGUGCAUACAUUACAAAACGCAUGGUGUUCCAAAACAUUUGAAGACGACAAGCAUCGUCAUUCUUUUGAAUAGUUAGGUCUUAGGUCGAAAGUUUUGAUGAAUUGCGUUAUUUUUUUUUCUCCCCCAUAUACACUUUUGUUCUGUCACACGCUUCAUUUCUACAACCGGCACUGAAGAACACAACGCUAUUGAAAAACGUAAAAAAUUUCACGCCUGUAGACACGACAAAAACACUAUGGACUGUGAUGAAAAAAAUGACUUUCAAAAAAUAAAUUAAAACACAGGUUAGCCAAAGUACCGUACAAAAAUUAUCAUAAUGUAAGUAGCCAAAAAACGAAAAAUCCGAGAAUAUGUACUAGUUGUAUCGUACAACGGACGUAAUACCAUUCCAAUAUUAUUUCAAAACACGAGAAUUAAUCUACUAAUUUCGAUAGUACGUGCGCACACAUACUAGUUCCGUUAUUGUUUUUGUUUACGUACACGCUGUUACGUUUGAAUAAAAAAAUUAAAAAUAAAGAACAAGUUUUUGCAGUGUUGCCAAUCUGCGGGUAAUUACCCGAAUUUCGGGUAUUUUCAACUAGUGCGGGGAAAAUUGCGAGUAUUCUCUGGUUUCGGGUAAAAUGAGGGUAUUUUUGUACAAUGAGAAAUAACACUUUUGAUGAAGGGUAAAGUUUUUGCUGUAACCAUUGGAAAUAUGUGUUCCAGAUAAUAUUGUUCAACAUUAUAUAACCUAGAAUAUUUAUCAGUAUAUUUUAGCCCAGGAGGAAAUCAUUUAUGUAAUUAUAUCUAUGAUUGAACUUUUAACCUAAAAUUAUGCCUCAGUAAAUUAUCCUGAUAUCUGUGACUAUUAUUUAGACAUUGUUGUGGUGGUGUAUGGCUAUUGUUUUGCUGUGCGGGAAUUUGUUAUGAACUGUUAGGUUGCAUUCUAAACAUCAAUAUGCAUAUUGUCUGAACUAUAAAGUUUGAUUAUAAAUAACAAUAUGGAAAAGUGGCUAGGGCUACGUCAAAAUAGCGACCAAGAACCAAGUUGCAGCUCUCAGUCGGCAGAAAUAAGACUCCAUGAAUGCAAUCCAGACGCAAGUUUAGAUAUUAUAGCAGAAUCUGAAGAAAAACAAAGUCAUUGUGUUCUUAAAAACCCGAGAAAAAAGUUAAAAAUAAGUGGGAAAAUAAAAAGGACUAAUAAGUUUUGUGAUUCCUGGUUGCAAAUACCAGAACUCAAGUCCUGGUUACAAAAAUCCAACAAAACUAGCUUAGGCAAUGAGUUAGCGUACUGUACAGUAUGUAGAGUUGACAUAACUGCACACAAGAAUGAUAUCACUCGUCACAGUAAUUCGUCAAAACACCAGUUAAACUGGCAACAAGUAAGCACUUCACACAAACUGACGAGUUUAAAAUUUAUAACUUCAGACGAAGUUAAAAGAGCCGAAAUUAAAUUAGCUGGUUUGAUAGCUUCUAACAACCUACCAUUCUCAUUGGUUGAUACAUUAGUACCAUUAUGUGCAGAUAUUUUCCCUGACUCAAAGAUUGCAAAAAAUGUUACUUUGGGACGAACCAAAGCCACAGCAGUUGUGAAAGACGUUCUAGGUCCAGCUUUCCAAUCAAAAUUGCAUAAGCAUUUAGCUGAAGCUGGGACAUUUUUGUCAAUAAUUAUGGACGAAACCACUGACAUGAGUUCUGUGAAACAGUGCGCAUUUGCUGUAGUGUACUAUAAUAAUGAAACUCACAGUGUUGUAACAAGUUUCCUGGACAUGGUGAGUGUGACUUCUAGUGCAGCAACUGAUUUGUUUGAGUGCCUAAAAAAUUGCUUACAUCUGAAAAACAUUCCACUGUCAAAUAUUGUCGGCUUUUCUGCUGAUACAACAAAUGUGAUGGUUGGUGAACAUCAUUCUGUAUUUUCUUUGCUGAAAGAAAAUGUGCCAGGCAUUGUUUGCAUAAAAUGUUCAUGCCACAUGAUUCAUCUGGCUGCUUCAAAAGCUUGCUUAGUACUUCCUCGUUCAGUUGAAGAUUUGCUGAGAAAUCUUGGUGCUCAUUUUAGUAGGAGUUACAUAAGAAGAGAAAAACUGAGAGAAUUUCAAAUUUUUUUCCAAACAGAAAUUCAUAACAUUCUUUCUCCAGCUGUCACACGUUGGUUGUCACUGAAGGCUUGCAUUGACAGGGUUUUAGAGCAGUACUUAGCACUUGAAUCAUAUCUUAGAGAGUCUGUCUUUGAAGAUCCUUCAAGAACAACAGAAGAUAUGCUGAAGACCAUGGAAAACAAGUAUACUAAAAUGUAUAUGGAGUUUAUGUAAUAUGUUCUUGGUCUUUUGACAAAUUUCAACACGCUCUUUCAAGGUGAAAUGCCAUUGCUCCAUCGACUCAAACCAGAAGUUGAAAGACUUCUGAAGACCCUAUGCUGUAAUUUUAUGAGUCCAUCAUAUGUUAAAGGCAUGGAUGUAUUGACAAUUGAACAUAAAAAUCCAUCAAACUAUGUUGCUUUAAAUAAAGUAUAUCUUGGAAUCCUUGCACAAAGUAGUUUGGACAAACUUACAGAAGAUAAGAAUGUUCGUGAAAAUGAUUUACAGUUUUUUCUAAAAUCAUGCCUCCAGUUUUAUGUCGAGCUUGUAUCACAGAUCAAAAGUAGGUUUGAUUUUAGUGACAAAGUGUUUGAUGUUGUCAACAUAGUUGAGCCUUGUGUUGCCCAGUCUUUAGAGAUUCCAUCAAUUAUGCCAGUUCUGAAGCGUUUUCCUAUAUUAAAUGACCAUGUAAGUGCUCAAGCUGUAGACCAUGAAUGGCGGCAACAUGCGAUGUUAGACCAUGCAAAACUUGGUCUUGAUAGUUCAAAACCAGCAGAGGAGUAUUGGAAGGAUGUUUUCAAUCUCAAGAAUGCAGCUGGAGCGAAACUCUUCGAAAAUCUGGAAAAGGUAUUGGGACUUCUCUUGGUUCUUCCAUUCUCCAAUGCAUGCGUGGAAAGACUUUUCAGCACACUUAGAAACAUCAAGACAUAUCACAGAAACAAACUAUCAAAUGAUACUUUGGUAGCUUUGAUUAGUUCAAAGGAAGGUAUUGAAGCCGAGGGAGGCUGUGUUUCAUUCAAUCCCAGCAAGACAAUGGUGAACACAAAACUGUGGAACUGAAACUACAGAACAUAUGGUGUUUUUAUAGUAAAUUUAUACGAUUUAAAUUACAGUGUAAUUUUAUAAGGCAAUUGGCCAUAAUAGAAGUUGUUUUAUGUAGUGCUUAUUAUGUUCCAAUUAUAUUUGUAUUUAUUUAAUAAUUUAAAUGUGUACAUACCUACAUAAAAAAAUAUUUUUAAUGCUUUGUAGACAGCCAUUUAUUAUACGAUAAAUACCUACUUUCAAAAUGGUUAAAAAGCUCACAGCAUGAAAUUCUUGUUUUGAUAAAACUGUAUAAACGAUAAGUUUUACGUUCCAGCUAGAUGUUAAACAGGUAUUGAUGUUCUCGUUCAAGCUCUUGUGGGUGUCCGCCCUUAGUUACAAUUUUUUUUAGGAGUGCGGGUAAAAGCGGGUAUUUUUGCUUUCACAUGAGGGUAAAAAUGAACACCUGCAUUGGCAACACUGAGUUUUUGGAUGGUAAUUUUUUUCAUAAUGUGCCUCAAGGUUGUUCGUUCAAGUGAAUAUUUUUGUUUCACGAAGAAACGGACCGUCGUAAAAUUCGUUAAGAUGAAAUAAAAUUCAAGGUUAUUAUAUACGUUUUUGGCGGGACCAAACAAUGAGUUCGGUUAAGUGAAGUGUUCGUUUAACUGAAGUUCAUUGUACUGGUGCUUUCCUGUAUAUAUUGUUCACAACCCACUCUCACUUUUUAUUUAAUUAAAUGUCACAAUAUUAGGUAGGCUUUGUUCUUUGUUUAUAUCGCGCCAAAGACAAACUCAAAGAAAAGAGUUCGCACAUGAGCGAAAUUGUUUUCUUUACAAAUACGUCUUUGCUUCAUUUUACCAAUUAUAUAAAUUGACAAAAAUCUUAUUUUGCAAAUUGAUUAAUGGGAUAAUCUUAUCAAAUUAGUGUAUUGUCAUCGGUCCUCGAUAAAUCUACAAAGUUUUAAUGAAACCUGGCCGUUUAAAGUGGGUAAAAUCGCACCCAAAGGAAUCGGUUACAAACAUACAAACAAACAUACAAACAAACAUACAGGUGAAGCUAAUAUAAAGCGUGUAAAAAUAGACAUGUUCAUGUUCUGCCCUAUCCACCUCAGUCGGUUAGGUUAACCUUGUGGGGGGACACAACAGGGAAGCUCCAGGACCUUAGGCUCAACGGCACUGCUUUGUAUGUGUAGAGGUAUACAAGUAGAGAAAAUAUGCCGACUGUCUCAUUACGUGGGCUCUUACAACCAACAGAACACCACAAAAAUGUAUUAAAUUAACUCACGAAAGGAACUGAUUUUACAUGAAAUAAUAACUUUUUAUUUCGGUUCAGGCCAUUUAUUAUUAUUUAAAUAAUUUAAAUAUCAUCAUGCACAUACUUAACCUACAAAGAUAUGAGAAUUCAGUAUCACAAAACAUUAAAUUAUUAAAACAGCAAGCUUGGGGCCCCAUACUAGUAUAAAAAAACAUUAAAAGACAAUAAGCACAUGGCUGGUUACACCAGUGGUAUUUACAAUAGCAGAAAAUAUUUUUGAGGUUAUUAACUAAAAAUUACUUUACUAUAGAGGGUAUUAGUAAAUUGUGAAUGAGCUACUUGGUAAAAGAAACAGACCUGCCAACAGUGGUUGAACAAUUAUCACAUGACAUUUUAAUGUUGGAAUCAUGAGUUGAAAUUCAAGGCACAAAGAGUUUCAUUCACAAUUACGACAUAUCGCGAGGAUCUGCUGCAAACGUUUUAGAAGAGGGCCAGAAUAGUUCCAUUCCUAUCUGGUAGAAUUGGCCAAGUCAGCAUAAUUUCAUUCUGUCAAGUGGUGACUUCUAAACUGGAGCAAGUUUCAAGCCCAUUAUUGAAUCACUGAUGGAUGUGAGAUGUUACCUGUUCUGUUUGCCUGACCACACAGUGCUCCGGUUUCCCAGCACUGGCGAGUACUUAAAUGCAUUUAAAUAAGUAAUAUGAAGUAAUAAAAGGUCAAAAAGCAUCAUAAGAAACUAUUUAUAACAAAAUAAGAGAACUUGAAUAGCAACAAACUCCAAUGAAUUAAUGCAUUAACAAAAAAUAAAAAAAUUCAUGGAAAGGACUGAAAUGUGAGUAAUGUUAUAUACUUGAAGAUUUCAAUGUGAAUUAAAUGAAAUUUUCUUAUACGAUACAAAUAGAACUGAAAUAAAUUUAGAUAUAACGAAAUGAUUCAGAAAAUUAAAACUACUCGAAAUUGAAUUAAUUUGAAUUAAUUGUUUUUUACUUCAAUACAUUUUAAUACGUAAAAUGGAAGUAGAAAAAGUUCAAAAAGCCUCAAAAGAACUUAUUUAUAAAGAAAUAAGUUUACUUGAAUAGAAACAAACGCCAAUGCAUUAAUGCAUUAAGAUGCCGUCGUCCGGGGUCUCGGGCUCGAGUCCCGGUGCAGUUCCUAGCGGGAGUGGCUGUUGUGAAUGUAAUGUGUCCGGGUGGGCGCCAGACUAGCUCUGAUUCUAGUCGAUAGGUGGGUCGUGGGGUCGAUUGCCCUGCGUGGCCCACUAGGACAGUCGGCGAUGUUGCGUGGGUCUGAGGAAUUCCCUACUUGGCGGUGGUUGGGAGUCGUAGGGUUAAGUAAACAUACGCUGAAGUGAUGUAACAAAUGACGUGCGUCAUUUAUUCAUGCGACUGUGGUUUAGGUGUAACGCCGUUGGUUACACGCCACGUCGUACAACAGGUGACGUCACACAAUACAGAAAUUACACAAUUACACAAGGAUAGUUUGAAAGUUACUUAAUAAGACGUGGCACAAGUUCAUAAAAAAUGUUACGCGGAGACGCGUCGCACAAGUUCACAAAAGAAAACGUUUUAGAUUCAAGGCGUCGCACAAAGUUACUAAUUAUUACGUAUUAGCGUGGCACUAGGCGUUUCUGAGCCUGGUUGCUCAAAAGAGGGGUGAGGGCGAUUGGAGGCGGCCAAUCCCGUAUAACAACGUCUCGAGGCGGUGUUCGCGUCCACUGUAGUGGAGCGUGGACCGCAGCUAAAUUCGCUCAAAGUUCUCUUACGGGUUGGGGUCAGCACCGGAGCGGCUGGUUUUAAUUAAAGUUCUGUUCUUCGGGAGGCGGCCCGUGCCGUAUGCUGAAACUACCUCGCAGACCAAGUGUGGUGCAGGGGGUUUUAAAAGUUAUGCGUCCGGAUUAAGUCCUGGACCAAAAAUUGGACCGGGUACGCACGGAGAGAUAAUUAAAAAGGGGUUUCGAAGAAGUGACUAUAAUUACCAGAAGUGAGUUCUUUGCAGACAAUGGAUGAUGUCUCUCCGUGGGACGUGCGUCCGCCCCGGUCCACGAGUCACGCUGUACUGGCGUCAUGUGUUGGCGGCCGGCCGAGGCUCGGUGUCCCUCGCGCCAGGUUUGACCUCAUUACGUUAGUUUCUAAUGUGACAUGUUAAUAAGAGAAUUUAAGGGCGUUAAAUUCUUACAUUAAUUAUUAAGGCUGGAUUAAGGUCACUCGUCCCUUCUACAAAUUGAAGUUAGUAUGUUUAAGAAUUAUUUCAUUUAAAUUUUACGUCACACCAGCGACUGUUCGUCUCUUGCCGGACUGCUCUGGUGGGGGUAAUAACGCAACACGAGAGUUUAAUAAUUAUGUCACAUGGGUUAAUUGACUAAUUCAGGCAGAAGGCCGCCAGGGGGACACACACACGUAUCGACGUAUUUACACACGUGAGUGCCCGGGCACUCCUACGUCGCACUUUCGUUAAUCAACUUUGAAUGUAUGCAUAAUAUUGUUUCAUAUUCUGUGUUUGUUUUUACACCGUGGUCGGCUGUAAUGUCGGUCUGUUUUUUAGGGGGGCCGGGUUCUACCUUGGUUUCUGGUGGCUCGCCUGACUCGGGUGGGCCAUGGCUAGGGGCGCGUUCCGUUAGCGGGGUUGAAUACUGGCGGUUGCAGGUCGGGCUUUAGGGUGGCCUUCGUUCGGACGACGUCAAAGAGACUAAAAAAAUUAUUGAAAAGGACUGGAAUGUUGGGAAAUGUUAUCUACUUAAACCUUUUAAUGUGAAUUAACCGAAAUAAACUUAAAUGAUAUUUAUAACGAAAGAAGUUUACUUGAAUAAAAUCAAAUUCCAAAGAUUAAAUGCAUGAACUGAAACGAAAUAAAUUAUUGGAAAUGUUAUCUACUUGAACCUUUCAAUAAUGAAUUAACCGAAAUAAUCUUAAAUGAUACCAAUGGAAAUGAAUAAUUCCAAUUAUAACGAAUUGAUUCGGAAAAUUAUUAUAUCAAACCAAAUUACUCGAAACAAUAUAAAAAAGUUGAUUUCUACCCAAAUGUACUUAUUUAAGUAAAAUGACGUAGAAAGAUAUCGAAAAGCAUCAAAAGUACCCAUUUAUAACAAUAUAAGUUUACUUGAAUAGAAAUAAAUACUAUGAUUUAAUAAAUGAUUAAAUCAAAAUAAAUAAUUGGAAAGGACUCAAAUGUUUGGAAAUGAUAUCUACAUAACAAUUUUAAGUGUAUUUUCUAAAUUAAUAAUAAACGAUAUCAAUGAAAACGAAAUAUUUCCAAUUAUUAUGAAAUUAGUCGAAAAAGCUAAUACAUCAAACAAAAUCACUGGAUACAAUAUUAAUAUAAUGAUUUUUUUCUUAAAUGAACUGAAAUAAGUAAAAUAAAGUAGAAAAAGUUCAAUAACAUCAAAAGUACCUAUUUAUAACGAAAUAAGUUAACUUAAAUAGAAACAAACUCCAAUGAAUUAAUGCAUUGAUAAAAAAUGAAAAUAUCAUUGCAAAGGACUGAAAUGAGGGUAAAUAUCAUCUACUUUAACAUUUCAAUGUGAAUUAACCGAAAUUAUCUUAUAUGAUACCAAUGGAACUGAAAUAAAUCCAAAUAUAACGAAUUGAUUCCGAAAUUUAAUACUUCAAACUAAAUCACUCGAAACAAUAUAAAUAUAAUGAUUCUUUUCUUAAAUGAACUUAAAUAAGUAAAACAAAGUAUAAAAAGUUCAAAAAGACUCAAAAGAAAUUAUUUAUAAAGAAAUAAGUUUACUUGAAUAGAAACAAACUCCAAUGAAUUAAUGCAUUAACAGAAACUAAAAAAAUCAUUGGAAAGGACUGAUAUGUCUGGAAAUAAUAUCUACUUGAACCUUUCAAUGAAGAUUAACCGUAAUAAUCUUAAAUGAUACCAAUGGACAUGAAAAAAACCCAAUUAUAACGAAUUUAUUUGGAAAUUUAUUAUGUCAAACCAAAUCACUCGAAAGAAUAUAAAUAAAUUGAUUUCUACCCAAAUGUAUUUAUUUAAGUAAAAUGUAGUAGAAAAAUAUCAAAAAGCAUCAAAAGAAGCCCAUUUAUAACGAAAU
Molecule: messenger RNA, 10145 nt
Organism: Bacillus rossius redtenbacheri
Lineage: Eukaryota; Metazoa; Arthropoda; Insecta; Phasmatodea; Bacillidae
Exons: 2
Coding region: 2761-4068 (435 amino acids)
Source: RefSeq, a predicted model, not a curated record